Paralichthys olivaceus (Japanese flounder) is the source of this 2467-nucleotide messenger RNA. It is a transcript of the gene p2ry8, whose product is annotated as P2Y receptor family member 8. Gene Ontology annotation, cellular component: plasma membrane. Gene Ontology annotation, molecular function: thrombin-activated receptor activity. Lineage: Eukaryota; Metazoa; Chordata; Actinopteri; Pleuronectiformes; Paralichthyidae. The record is from RefSeq and is a predicted model, not a curated record. Gene Ontology annotation, biological process: blood coagulation; positive regulation of Rho protein signal transduction; thrombin-activated receptor signaling pathway.
AACAGUCACAGUAUCUGUACCCCCAUCUGUAACUGCCGCUCGAGAGCCGUCCUGUUUGCCGACGUUGUAGAGUAAAAGUGAGAGCUCUGUCACUCUCACUGUGGGGAUUAUUGCAGUAGUGGUGUACUUCCUCUCGCAAGACUUCCAGUUGCUAAGUACUCUGCAUCUGUCAACUUCACCUCUGUCUGGUUUGCGGUAACCCCCCACCUCGCCCACCCUGUGUGCCACAUGUGAGAAAGUGUUGGGGCAGAUCGUGAUGCCUCUUCAUUCCAAUCCUUCAAUAAUAAUAACUAAUAUAACCAAUGGCAGUUAUGAGUUAACUCCUCCACCUCCACCCAAAAACAUUUUUGCAUGUGUCGAUCAAAGGCACGAGAUACCAAGAGCGACAGUUGGCAUGCUACCACAGAUCAAGUGUAUCCCUUUCCUGUGUGAAUGCUCCACCCAACACUUGGUGGCCCACACGUAAACAACACAGUGAUGAAGUUCUGUCUGUUUUCCACUGAUAUUAGUCUGUUUUGUAGACUCGCACAAAAGAUUGAGGUAAUUUGAGGCCGUUCCGAUCCAUUCAUGAUGGAAAACAGCACCAAGUUAGACAACGCCACCCUGUCCCUGCUUCAGAACAGGGACACCAGCAUCAUCAUGUCUCUCAUUUAUAUUGUCGUCACCGUCAUUAACCUGGUGGGAAAUGGUAUCUCCAUGUGGCUCCUCCUCUUCCGCACCUGGCCCAAGUCUCCCUCCAUCAUCUUCAUGAUCAAUCUCACCCUCACGGACUUGGCCCUCGGCGUUGCGCUGCCCUUUCAGAUCACCUACCAGCUCCGAGGAUACAACUGGGAUCUGGGGCCCAAAAUGUGCAGUGUCCUGACCCUCGUCUUCUACACCAACAUGUACUGUUCUAUCCUGACCAUGAUGGCCAUCGGCAUCGACCGCUACCUGGGCAUAGCUAGGCCCAUGCUGUUCAGACAGACCAGGGAGAGGAAGUCCAUCGCUGUCAUCAGUUGCCUCCUCAUGUGGGCUGUGGUCUUGUGCGUUUUGUGCCCACUGAUGACCACAGACCUGACCUACAACCUUCCUGAACAGGGGAUCACCACGUGCUUUGACGUGCUGAAGAAAAAAAUGCUCCCGACCCCGCUGGCCUGGGCUGCCUUUGUGUUCAGCAUCUUUAGCCUCUUCCUCUUCCCUUUCAUAGUCACAACUUUCUGCUACGUCAGUGUCAUACGCAAACUGGCCACUGUUUCCAAGACAGCCCAGAAAGAGAGAGCGAUACGUCUGGCCAUUAUCGUUCUCCUGGUCUUCACCCUCUGCUUUGCACCCAACAACAUUAUCCUGAUGAGUCAUGCUGUGCUGAAAAUCUUCUACGGGAAGUCUUUAUACAGGGCUUACAAACUGAGCCUCUGUUUCAGCUGCCUGAAUAGCUGCCUCGAUCCUUUCAUCUACUACUUUGCCUCAAAGGAAUUCAGACAAAAGCUGAGGGAGAUGUUAAACCUGCACAGUGUGAGCAGUAUGGACUCCAUGAGGCUGGAGAAUAAGCAGAUUUUGUACUCGGCACAGUUCACUUCAGAAGGUCAAGAGAGAGAAAAAUAAAAAGGUGUCUUUGAUGCCACGGCACACAACGUCAUAGAGCGAGCCAGGGAAUGUAAAACAAGAGACAAGAGUGCGGGACGUCAGGAGGGAAGUGAAAGAAAAAUGAUGUUAAGGGGUUGCCCAGUGUAUGACUAACUCUUCCUUAUUCUCUUAAAAUUUCCAAAAUGUUUAUACUCUAGUUUUUUCUUUGAAAUACAUUUGCUUUCACUGUGUCCAAAUAUAGAUAUGCUUUAAAAAUGUACAUUUUGAACAUUACUUCUGUUCAAGUCUGUGGUCAGUGAUUAUCUAGGAUUAACUAUAGCCUACUCACAUAUGCUGUAAUCCAUACACUCCCUUCAUCUCUAUCAGACAUUUUCUCAUGUAUAAAUACUUUAAACAUUGACACAUUUCUCCAUUAUGUUACUAACUGUUUCUUCUAGUCAAUGUUGUAAAUACUGUUAUUUUGUGGAUCUGUUGCAUUUCUGUCUGUUUCUGGUACUUUUCCUGACUCUUGUUGAGGGUUAAGAACAGAAGAUGUCGUACCAUGAUAAGCUCAAUGAGACAAAAUGUGAUUUUUAAAUAUGGGCUAUACAAAUAAACUUUGAUUGAUUUGUUGAUAGUUUCCUCUUGUUUCACAACCCUAUUUUCAUUCUUAUUUACAGUGUUCCUCUUCACCAAAAUAGAAUUAUUAUCAUUAUCAAAAUUAUUAUUCGUAUUAUAAUUGGAAGUAGCAGCAGUAGCAGGAGCUUGGAUGCUGCUCCUACUCCAACAAUCAGUUAUCGGUGGACCUGAUCUGCAAAUGUCUGUACUGUGUUUAUCAUCGCCAAUUCACUGCAUUGCACUGUCUCUGUUAUUUGUAUUUAUAUUUUAUACUUAAAAUUUACCGUUCACUGUUUUUGCUACUUUU